This is a messenger RNA of Oryctolagus cuniculus (rabbit), 2501 nucleotides long. RefSeq names its product prosaposin like 1 (gene PSAPL1). Gene Ontology annotation, cellular component: lysosome. Lineage: Eukaryota; Metazoa; Chordata; Mammalia; Lagomorpha; Leporidae. The record is from RefSeq and is a predicted model, not a curated record. Gene Ontology annotation, biological process: regulation of lipid metabolic process; epithelial cell differentiation involved in prostate gland development; prostate gland growth.
GGUGGAGCCAGGGGCGGGGCUCCCUGCUGCGCCUGCUGGAACCAGGCAGAACAGCCAAGUUUACAGCAUAGCCGGGCUGCCGGGGGCACUGGAGCCAAGCCGCCGGGACCCUGGGCAGCCAUGCUGUGUGCGCUGCUUCUCCUGCCCGGCCUGCUGGGGGCCGGCACGGCCAGCCCCAUGGCGGGGCCCCAGCUGUGCGCCCGGGGCUCCGCGGAGUGGUGCCGGGACCUGCAGGUGGCAGCGAGCUGCGGGGCCAUCGGGCACUGCCGAAGCACCGUCUGGAGCCAGCCCACCGCCAGGUCCCUGCCCUGCGACGUGUGCCGGGCCGUGGCGGCCGCCACGGCUGAUGGGCUGAACCCCGAGGCCACAGGGGCAGACAGCCUGGCUGCCAUGACGAAGACCUGCGAGUGGCUCCGCAGCCAGGAGUCUUCAGCCAGGUGCAAGCGGACGGUGGCGGCCCACAGCCCCGCCGUCCUGAGCCUGCUGGGCGGAGGCCCGGACGCCGCCCCGGCACGGGUGUGCACGGCGCUCGCCCUCUGUGAGCCGCUGCAGAGGCACCUGGCCGCCCCGGGGCCUCUCUCCCAGGAGGACGCAGCCCAGGUGGCGGCUCCUUUCCUGGCCAACGGGGCCCUCAGCUUCCACCCCCCACCGGUGCCGGAGGGCGCCGUGUGCCGAGACUGCGUCCGGCUGGUCGCCCGGCUGCAGGACGCUCUCCAAGCCAACGUGUCGCUGGCAGAGGUGGACACCGGCAAACAGUGCGAGUCCCUGGGGCCCGGCCUGGGGCUGCUGUGUGACAACUACCUCCGCCAGGUGUCCGUCCCCGCCGAGCGCAGCCUGAGACUCCUCUCGCCCCGGGACAUCUGCGGCAAGGGGGGCUUCUGCGAGCAGCCCCCGCCGGCCGGCCGGGACCCCUCCCUGGAGCUGGUGCUGCCGGGGAAGAAGAGCGAGGUGCAGAUGAAGGCCGGCCUGACCUGCGAGGUGUGCCUGGACGUGGUCCAGGAGCUGGACCGGUGGCUGCUGUCCAACCGCACGGAGGACCUCAUCGACCACGCCCUGGAGCGAGUGUGCGCCAUGAUGCCCACCUCCAUGGUCCAGCAGUGCGUCUCCUUCGUGGACACCUACAGCCCCUCCUUGGUGCAGCUGGUGGCCCAGGUCUCCCCAGAGAGGGUGUGCACGGCCAUCCGGCUGUGCAACAGGCGGAGGCGCGCCCGGGCCACCCACGGGGAGCCGCUGCCGCCGUCGCCGGGCGAGGAGACCCAGGGCAGCUUCUGCGGCAGCUGCAGGCGGCUGCUGGGUGUGUCCUCCCAGAACCUGGAGCGCUACAGCACCAGGAGGGACAUCCUGAACGCCUUCAAGGGCGGCUGCAGCAUCCUGCCGCUGCCCUACAAGCUGCAGUGCACCCGCUUCGUCACCCAGUACCAGCCCAUCGUCAUCCAGAGCCUCAGGGAGAUGAUGGACCCCGUGACCGUGUGCAGCAAGCUGGGGGCCUGCCACGGCCCCCGGGCCCCGGUGCUGCUGGGCACCGACCAGUGCGUCCUGGGCCCCAGCUUCUGGUGCGGGAGCCUGGAGGCCGCCGAGAUGUGCGGCGCCACGCAGCACUGCCAGCGCCUCGUGUGGCAGCAGGCGGCCGCCUACGCGGGAAAGCGCCCGUGACGGGGACCCGACGAGGUGGGUGCCGUCCCCGCGCCCGUUUCACAGAUGAGAAACUGAGGCUCCGAGGAGGGAGGGAGGGAGGCUGGGAGGGGCAGAGCUGCCCUCCGUGGGGUCUUCCAGGGCCCUGCUCACCUAUGUCACGUGCCCCACCCCCACGCCCCAGCCACACCACCCCUCUGACACCGGGCUCCGCAUUCUUGCGCCACCUGCUGGAGAGCGCCCCCAGCUGGAGCCAGGCAGGGAUGGGGCAGGGUGAGCGGGAACGGGCCAGGCAGAGAGGAGCCUUCCUGUCCACAGCCUGGGGCGGGGCGGGGCGGGGCGGGGCGGGGGCUCACCCCACCCCAGCCCCAGCCCCCACUGCUCACGCAGACCACAGCCUCCCCCCCCCCCCCCGUGCACUGAGACGAGGGCACCUCCCGACUUUUCUGUGGAGCAGUCCUGGGCCGUCUCGGCCCACCGCGGGGACCCCUCCCACCGCCCAGGACCCCUCCCAUCAUGGGGACCCCUCCCACCGCGGGGACCCCUCCCACCGCCCAGGACCCCCUCCCACUAUGGGGACCCCUCCCACCACCCAGGACCCCCCUCCCACUAUGGGGACCCCUCCCACCGCCCAGGACCCCUCCCACCGCGGGGACCCCUCCCACCACGGGGACCCCUCCCACCGCGGGGACCCUUCCCACCGCGGGGACCCCUCCCACCGCCCAGGACCCCUCCCACCAUGGGGACCCCUCCCACCACCCAGGACCCCUCCCACCGCGGGGACCCCUCCCACCGCGGGGACCCUUCCCACCGCGGGGACCCCUCCCACCACGGGGACCCCUCCCACCACCGGACCCCCUCCCAACAUG